Molecule: messenger RNA, 474 nt
Organism: Penicillium odoratum
Lineage: Eukaryota; Fungi; Ascomycota; Eurotiomycetes; Eurotiales; Aspergillaceae
Exons: 1
Coding region: 1-474 (157 amino acids)
Source: RefSeq, a predicted model, not a curated record
AUGAAGCCUGGCGGCCUUAUCAACGCAUAUGGCCUGGUAGUCGCGUGGCAAGCGACUGAUAGUACCAAUCCUGCUGCUGCCACUGCCACUACCACUGCCACCACGGACACAAACCACACAACCACAUCAGCUUCGAAAUCAACAUCAGAUGAUCGUGCAUCAGGUUUAUCUGCGGGCGCCAAGGCUGGAAUUGGUAUUGGUGUAUCUGUUGGAGCUAUUAUGGUCUUAGCCUUACUUGCUUUCCGCAUCUUGCGACGGCGAAAGCGACAAGGCGCCUCGUCUGCACCCGGGCCUCGAACAGUUCCAGCAAAUCAAAAGCAUCCGACUGAGCUUGACUCCGCUCUAACGCGAGGCUAUGAGCUAGGUUCUAUCCCUCUUCAUGAAGCUGAUAGUCUGAAAAAUGGUCCAUAUGAACCUCUAUCCCACAGUCCGGUUGAGCUUGAAGGGGCUCACAGUGAACGUGAUAGGCUUUGA